Venustampulla echinocandica is the source of this 1581-nucleotide messenger RNA. RefSeq lists its product as uncharacterized. Bases 1 to 1581 code for a protein of 526 amino acids. The transcript is spliced from 2 exons. Lineage: Eukaryota; Fungi; Ascomycota; Leotiomycetes; Helotiales; Pleuroascaceae. The record is from RefSeq and is a predicted model, not a curated record.
AUGGGACUCGCCUGUAUUCGAACACGGCUGCAACAUCGCAAGGCGAGGAACGAAACCUAUCAGUGGGAUCGACUUCCUUUUGAGGUGCGGCUACUGAUUUUGGAGGCGUUGAUACAACAUCAACGCUGCAGCAGUAAAUCUAAGCCUGCAGUCGCUAAACCUGACAACACAUUGGCCACCACGCUCGAUGGCGGUCCAGCAGGAUAUGCUUCCGUCUGUCGAGAAUGGCGGGCUGUCUUUGAGAAGAACAUAUUCCAUCGGCUUGUACUACAUCAGCAAGAUCUAGAGGAGUUUGGAAACCUCGUCCGCUUCCAGAAGGAGCUUGUUAAGCAUAUUUGGCUCCGCAUCGAGCUCGAUCUCUACACAUGCCUAACUUGCAGGGAGGGGGAGAAUAAACUCAUGAAGCGCAAAAAUAAUGACACAAUAAAGCAAGCUAUUUACAAGCUGUUCUCAAUUCUGAGCAGCUGGGAAGAGCAUCAUAGCCGAAACAACCGUGGUCUUACUCUGGAGAUAAGCAUCCAUUCACCUAGUGACUCGCAACACCAUUUCCAGGACCACCGUAUUCACGCCGUCGAUGACUGUGUAGAACCCACCCAGGACUUUGGCGGAACUGUUAUCUACGACUAUAUCCAUGGCUGGGAUAAUAGGCGAAGGGUGCAUUCUCUGCGUCUAUCGUCUAUAUUCUCGCUCUUUGGGCACCCUGUUGAUGUCAGGUUUCGGCAGAAGUUUCCCUCUGUCAGCGUGGUCAAGCACCUUCUCAUCCGUCGACAGACUCGACGCAAGUUAUGGCCAACGACGCUACAGCAGAUCCUUAAGCGUCUUCCUAAACUUGAGUCCCUAUAUUAUGAGCCUUGGCGGCAGUUAUCACGGAGCUUAAGAGAGACUUAUGACGAAGGCUAUACGACAACUUUCUCGAACGUCGUACCUAAUACCCUAACGAACCUCAUAUUAUUCGAAGACUUUAAUGAGGACUUUAUUUUCGCCAACAUGAAAGAACGUGGGCACAAUGGGGAGCGGGAGCGAAUCUGUUGUCCAGCCUUGGGUGCAGUUUUGGCCCAGAGAAGCCUCAGCCACGAAAAUUUAUCGGCAUCUUUUCUUAUUGACGCGAAGGACUUCUUGAAAGCGUGCCCCCCUGGUGGAAUCUGGCCAAAACUCACUUCGUUGGCAUUAACUUCACCGCUGCUAAGUUCCAACAGCAGCCUCGAGGAUAUAAACAACCUUGUACUAGCUGCUGCCUCUGCUGCCUACAAAAUGCCAAAGCUCCAAACGAUGGAGCUAUGGAAUGGCGGAAAACGCCAUGCUUUUCUAUUUCGGUAUCAUACAACCGAUAAUCACACCACAAUCUCCUGGCAUGGCACGUGGAAUCUUAACCUAAAGCCUCAUGUCAUAGAGGCAUGGAGAGAGGUCGCACUCAAGUAUGCCGCACAAGAGCUUCGGAUUGAAAAGGGUAAAAUUUUAGACUGCAACAUUAUCAAUUCUCAUGGCGCUGCUAUUCAUCAGCUGAAGCUGAAGAUACAGGUAGUGCAUCCAGUAUCCUUAAGUCAGAUACGAGGGGAGGCAGAAAAUUACUUCCCCCGUUAA